This is a messenger RNA of Sphenostylis stenocarpa, 1236 nucleotides long. Lineage: Eukaryota; Viridiplantae; Streptophyta; Magnoliopsida; Fabales; Fabaceae. The record is from the annotation of a GenBank genome assembly.
AUGUCCAUAUGCUACAGUUCCAAUUUCAUCUCACUGAACCAUCAAAAAAGCCUUUCAUUAACCUUCUCUUCGGACUCUCCGCACUUUAUCAACCUGUUUCCAGUUAAGCAUCGGAAAUCACACCACUCUAUUAAGUUCACCGCAGAAAGAUUGAAGUUGUUUGCCUCUCUGACGCCAUCUCCACCCGUUGAGACCGCCCCAUCGAGUUAUAGGAGCAAGAGUCCUAAAGAUGUUAACGUCUUGGUGGUGGGUUCAACUGGGUACAUUGGAAAGUAUGUGGUGAAAGAGUUGGUUAAGAGAGGGUUCAACGUCACAGCCAUUGCUAGAGAGAGGAGUGGAAUUAGGGGUAGUGCUGAUAAGGAUCAGACGUUGAAUCAGUUAAGAGGGGCCAAUGUGUGUUUCUCGGAUGUGACCAAUUUGGAUGCUUUGGAAGGGUCUUUGAACAGUUUGGGGAAUUCUUUUGAUGUUGUAGUGUCAUGCCUUGCUAGUAGAAAUGGAGGGGUGAAGGACUCUUGGAAGAUUGAUUAUGAGGCAACAAGGAAUAGCCUUGUUGCUGGAAGAAAACAUGGGGCUUCACAUUUUGUGUUGCUUUCAGCAAUAUGUGUGCAGAAGCCCCUCCUUGAGUUUCAGCGUGCCAAGUUGAAGUUUGAGGAUGAGUUGAUGAAGUUAGCUGAGGAGGAUGGUGGAUUCAGUUAUAGCAUAGUGAGGCCAACCGCAUUUUUCAAGAGUUUGGGGGGUCAGGUUGAGUUGGUGAAGGAUGGGAAGCCAUAUGUUAUGUUUGGAGAUGGGAAACUGUGUGCUUGUAAGCCUAUAAGUGAGUCAGAUUUGGCUUCUUUUAUUGUGGAUUGUGUGCUUAGUGAGGAUAAGAUUAAGAAGGUGUUGCCAAUUGGAGGGCCUGGGAAGGCAUUGACCCCACUGGAACAAGGGGAGAUGUUGUUUAGGCUUUUGGGGAAGGAUCCAAAAUUCUUGAAAGUUCCAAUAGGAAUAAUGGAUUUUGCCAUUGGGGUUCUUGAUUUUCUGGUUAAGGUCUUUCCUUCACUGGAAGAUGCUGCCGAGUUUGGUAAAAUUGGAAGGUACUAUGCGGCGGAAAGUAUGUUGCUUCUGGAUCCUGAGACUGGAGAGUAUAGUGCUGAGAAGACACCUAGCUAUGGCAAUGAUACAUUGGAAGAGUUUUUUGCUAGGGUUCUCAGGGAGGGCAUGGCUGGUCAAGAGCUAGGUGAGCAAACAAUAUUUUAA